CCGCCGCCCUUGAUCCCAUAUCCAUGGACAUGGGCGUGCCACAAGUGCGGAUCUAAGUAUCCCCUAGCUGCCACUCGGCGGUGCCUGGGUUGCAGCCACUAUCUCUGCACACCAACGACACUUGAGAAAUCACAACCAGAAACGCGGCGGCAGAAGCAGAAGGGGAGAGAUUCAUCAUACUGUAGCACCGAGUUUGACUACACUGGCUGGGCGGUCUGGGGCUCAUACCGCCGCUUUAGAGGUUCCGAUGACGGGACGAUCGACCAUGACACCUUUGCAACGUGGGGUUUAGUAAACACGGAAAGCCGCUCGGGUAACGACUGCGAUUCGCGGAGCGCUGCCUGGCAACCACUCUCCAGGGCCACGGUGAAGCAAGUGAGGCGCCGCAAGGAGAAUAUGUACGUCUCGGGGCAGUAUAGCUGCUCGCUCCACUGUGACUUCCCAUCGGAGUGCCUUCAUAGCCUGCACAGAGCCUUCGUCAAGCGC
This is a messenger RNA of Thermothelomyces thermophilus ATCC 42464, 486 nucleotides long. RefSeq lists its product as uncharacterized. The annotation marks the transcript as partial. The transcript has 2 exons. NCBI's taxonomy places the organism in Eukaryota, Fungi, Ascomycota, Sordariomycetes, Sordariales, Chaetomiaceae. The record is from RefSeq and is a predicted model, not a curated record.